ACCAGCAGCUUCACCAUCCUCCCACAGCACGACACUGUACCUUUACUACAACACAAUGGGGCUGUAAUGUCAGCGAGGGGCGAGACUUGAGCAUCUUGUGUGCAGCAUUGAAUCUGUGUAUGGAUUUAAUGAUGAUGAAAAAGAAGAAAUUCAAGUUCAAGGUGGAUUUUGAGCUGGACGAGCUCUCGUCGGUCCCCUUUGUCAACGGUGUCCUCUUUUGUAAAGUCAGGCUGCUGGACGGCGGGUUCUCGGAGGAGUCUUCUCGGGAGCCAGUGCAGGCCAACUGUGUUCGAUGGAGGAAACGGUUCUCUUUCCCCUGCAAAAUGAGUGCCAGUGCAGGGACAGGUGUACUGGACCCCUGUGUGUGUCGCGUGUCUGUCAGAAAGGAGCUGAAAGGUGGAAAGGCAUAUGCAAAGCUUGGUUUUGCAGAUCUGAAUUUAGCAGAGUUUGCUGGCUCAGGGAAUACAACCCGCAGAUGUCUGCUGGAAGGCUACGAUACCAAAAAUACUCGCCAGGAUAACUCCAUUCUCAAGGUUAUCAUCAGUACACAGCUCAUGUCAGGAGAUCCCUGUUUUAAAACGCCUCCCUCCACAGCCACAGUGAUCGGGAUCCAGGGUGAUGGAGAGAGCCUGCUGGAGGAGAGGAGAGGAGGGGACUCACAGAAAGGCUGUUCUGAGGGUCGAGAAGGGAAGUGUCCUGUCGUUUCUGAUGAUCUUGGGGGCUGCGGCCACUCCCGAACGUCCAGCUACGCCAGCCAACAGUCCAAACUCUCAGGCUACAGCACAGGUCACUCACGCUCCUCCAGCAUGUCAGAGUUCAGCCACCGGAGAAACCAUUCAGUGGGCAGCGCUUCGACGGGCAUCGGCAGCAUCCCAGAGCCCAGUGAGGACCGGGACAGAGAGUCCAGACCCUGCCCUGCUCUACCUGAACACCCAGUCCCCACUGCCACCACUAGCAACCCAGCGGGUACACCUGUACGCAGCGCCUCAUCCUGUGAACGACUCAACAGACACCCGGUGAAGCAGGACUCCAUGGAGUCUCAGUUAAAGAGAAUGGACGACACGCGGGUGGACGCUGACGAUGUUGUUGAAAAGAUUCUUCAGAGUCAAGACUUUACACCUAGCCUACUGGACUCCAGUACUGAAGAGGAGGGCUUGCGUCUGUUUGUCGGCCCUGGUGGAAGCACGGCCCUUGGAAGCCAUCACCUACCCACCAGGGUUGGUGCUGGAGCGUACGAGCAGGUGGUGAUAAAGCGUUAGACCUGUAGCCUCUCAGAGGUGGACUGACACUGCUUACAUCAAAAAUAACUGGAGGCAAGGCUGCGUCAAUUUUAAUCUGCAUUCCUACAGCACACGUUACCUGAUCAGCAAAGUGUCUGACCUGAUCACUCUGUGAAAGGUUAACAUUACAACAGUGCCCUCCUGUGUUCAUAUCUGCCACAUGACACUGUAGCUCCCUGGUAGGUUUUUAAGAGAGAGAGGUACACUGUCGUUAUCUCAGUGUCAACAUGCAGAUAUGAAGUAAGAGAAAUGACACAUUGACCAGAUUAUUCAAAAUAAUAACAUUUACGUAAAUGAAACCGUCCACUCCAACCAUCAAUCUCUGGGUGUCGAUAAGCCUCAUCUUUCUGAGGUCACCUGAAUCACCAAAUCCAAUUUAAACUGAUAGGAAGAAGAAAAUUAUUAAUCUUACUCUGUAACAGAGGACACCAGGACAGGCUCUUUGUGUGCAUCAUCAGAAUGAACUGAAAUCUACGCUGCGCUGCAAUGCGCUUUCAAUACAUUCCUUUAGUCUCUUAGUGUUUUUGUUAGACUUCCUUUAACUUCCUUCAACUAGGAUGUUCUAUUUAAUAUUUGCCUAUAAGCUGCUAAAAAGCUGUAAGUGUUGGCACUCUGACAACCAUCAGUGUUUUGAAGUUGAGAAUAUUUUACUACAAAGAUGAGGCAUCAGACUCGAGCUAUUUGACAAGUGAGCGCUGACUGUGUGAAUGUGAAUGUGUUUGCCAUGUGGCAAGACCACUUUUAUUAGGCGUAACUGUUAUCCUGUUAUGUUGGAUGAGUGAAAGGAUGUGAGAUGAUCUCUUGUAAGGAGUGCUAUAUUGGUAAGUUUGCAAAGACAAAAUGGGAGAACAUGACAAUUUGCUGACUUAGUUCUUGUUCUUAUUUGUUUGGCUUUCUUCCGGGGGUUGUCCUGCAGUACUAAUCUGCCCUACAAAGGCAAAACCCAGUAACAAGUUUUGUUAAAAAAAAUCUCUUUUUUUUUUAAUGACAUCUGGGUAAUCCAGUUUCCUCAAUUCAGUAUCUUAGCAGAUCUCAGUAACUCCAUCUUUGCUUUUGACUCUAGUGACACUGAUGUGCUUUGGUGUGAUUAAACUAACCUCAAGUCACACAUUUAAAUCUAUUAAAUUGUAAAUUAUUCUACAAAUUUCACUAUAAAUGUCAUAUUAAUAGAUGCACAGACAUAUGUGCAUUCAAAUCCUAUAAUCUACAGACUAUAAAUAAUCAAAAUUAAGUUUAUUUUUGUAAACAAACUAGUUGAAAGGAUAACAAAGCUGAGCAUACACAUUUUGUUGUUACAUUCUGUGCAAAUUCCCCAAAGGUUAUCCAAACACAAUGAUUGCAUAGUUUUCCUUUCUCAAGUUGCUGCUCUCUGCCUUUGUAGGGCAGCAAAUAGUGAACAUAAAAAGGGGCUUCUAUGAUGAAUAUUACUAUAGAAGGGGAUAUAUCUAAUGCCCAGUGUUUCAGCUAUGUAUCUAUUGUAUACUUACGCUUUGCAACGCACCUACAUCUUUGUGAGCCGACCUGUUGUCCAGGAAGCUAACAUCAGUGAACAAAUGAAGGAUCCUGUGACGUACUAACUAAUUAAUGUGUAAGGAUUGUAUAGUGAAGGACUUGUAGUAACCCACUGCCAUGAAGAAAAAUCUCAACAGCACCUGUUUUUAAAAACGCCCAGAGUAAUAGUUUUGUGUAUGUGUAUGUCUCAAGGCAAUUGAAUCGAACGCAACUGGACUUGGUUUUGU
Molecule: messenger RNA, 3019 nt
Organism: Epinephelus fuscoguttatus (brown-marbled grouper)
Lineage: Eukaryota; Metazoa; Chordata; Actinopteri; Perciformes; Serranidae
Gene: eeig2b
Product: family with sequence similarity 102 member Bb
Exons: 11
Coding region: 120-1259 (379 amino acids)
Source: RefSeq, a predicted model, not a curated record